This is a messenger RNA of Cucurbita maxima (winter squash), 883 nucleotides long. Its product is annotated as chaperone protein dnaJ 20, chloroplastic-like. Lineage: Eukaryota; Viridiplantae; Streptophyta; Magnoliopsida; Cucurbitales; Cucurbitaceae. The record is from RefSeq and is a predicted model, not a curated record. The transcript is spliced from 2 exons. Gene Ontology annotation, cellular component: chloroplast. Bases 36 to 650 code for a protein of 204 amino acids.
ACAAAGCGGGAGAGAGACGGAGAAAAAACAGAGAAAUGCAGUGCUCCGAUUUUACCUACUCUGGAGGCGAUUACCGCAUCUUAAUCCCUUCGAGCCCUAGUAUUACCGGCCGGCGGCAAAUUUCCGGCCAGAAAUCUCGGGUUUUCUUCCCCAAUACUCCGCCGUGCAAUUCGACUCGCUUGCCGUCUCUUUCUAUUAGAGCCAAGGCCUCGUUCAACGGAGGAAUCGCCUCUUUCGAGGCCGCCGAUGGAUCCUUCUACGAUUUGCUAGGCAUUUCCGAGUCUGGAUCCUUGGCUGAAAUUAAGCGCGCCUACAAGCAACUCGCUCGGAAGUACCAUCCGGAUGUGUCGCCGCCGGGCCGGGCAGAGGAGUAUACGAAGAGGUUCAUUCGUGUUCAGGAGGCGUACGAGACAUUGUCGGAUCCGAGAAGGAGAGCGUUGUAUGACAGAGAUAUGGUUGGAGGCCUUCAAGUCGCGUUCUCUGCUAGGAGACGAUAUGAUGUCGAUGAGGGAGUUCCGGAUAAAAGUGCAUGGAAGAGUUGUUGGAAAGCUCAGAUCUCAGAAUUGAAGAGAAGAAGCAUGGAUAAGGAUUCGAAACACAAUUUGUCGUGGGGAGCUCGAAUGCGCCAACAAAUGAAUGAACAGGUUUGAUUGAAAUUAUAGGUUCAUACUUGAGCAGCCUUAAGUAAAUAGAAAACGACCCAUUUGAGAAUAAUAAUAAAUUUGUUUUUAGUUGUUCUCAUACUUCCAAUUCUUCCCCUUUCCUGUUUGUGAAAUCUGCUCUAAAACGAUUGAUUGAAAAGUUGCCACACAAGGCCAUAAAUAAUCUGCACCAUCACUGUAUCCUUUGAAUACAAAAUUUCCCAAUAUCCUCUUUUGACCUA